Carassius carassius (crucian carp) is the source of this 2970-nucleotide messenger RNA. Its product is annotated as synembryn-A. Gene Ontology annotation, biological process: G protein-coupled receptor signaling pathway. NCBI's taxonomy places the organism in Eukaryota, Metazoa, Chordata, Actinopteri, Cypriniformes, Cyprinidae. The record is from RefSeq and is a predicted model, not a curated record. The transcript is spliced from 14 exons. Gene Ontology annotation, cellular component: cytoplasm; plasma membrane. Gene Ontology annotation, molecular function: guanyl-nucleotide exchange factor activity; G-protein alpha-subunit binding. Bases 101 to 2185 code for a protein of 694 amino acids.
GUCAGAUUACAAGAAGGAACAUAUGAAGGCAGACACAUAAAAAUUUGUUAGGAAACUCAUCACACAUUUUUGGAACCUGUGCUUUUAUAACCACGGAGGAAUGCCUGUGGACGUGGAGAAGAUUAUUCAGUUUAUUAAACAAGGCGACCAGGACAAUGUUCAGCUACACCUGGAUGAUUACAACACUGAGUACUCAGAAUGCUUCUUUUUUGAUGUGGAAGAAAAAGAGAGAAAAAAGCAAAGAGAGCUGGAAGAGUUUCGCAGGAAUAAAGUGAGACAGUAUGUUCCAGACUCUGAUUCAGAUUUGGACUCUGAUGAAAAUGAGGAUCAAGAUCUUGUUCUGCGGAGGAGGCUUGCUGCAGCUCUGAUCUGGUUCAUUCGCAUGCGGCUGCAGCCAGGCGUUUUGAGAGUGUGUCUGCGAACUCUGCGAAUUAUCUCGCGUGAUCGAAAGGCCUUGGCUCCCCUGAUCACAGACUACGCCAUUCUAACUCUUGCUCGACUCGGGGGCAUCUCCGCCCUGCCUACCUGGCCUGAAGAAGAGGAGGCUGAGUGGGGCUCCUCCCACAGUGACAUCACUCCCGAGAAUGAGACAGAGACACAUCUGGAUAAUAACGGCAGCAAUGCACAACACCUAACAUCUUUCAGGGAGGGAGAUGAUUCGGUCGUUGUCUUUGCACCCUGUGCUGAGUCUUUGGUCUGUGAAGGAGGUGUGCAGAGCAACCCUGUGAAUGUAGCAUCUAACUGUAAUGUUGGGAGAGAAACACAAAACGACCGUCAUGAAGAAAAUGAAAGGAAAGAUGGGGUCUGUGGGCUGUUGACAAGAGGAAAGAGAGAUGCUAGAAGAGAGAAGGAUGAAGAGGAGGGGCAUGAUGAUGGAGAGGUCUGGAGGAAAGAGGCGAUGAAGGCCUUGUGCAAUGUCAUCUACAACAGCCCGAAAGCACAAGAGAGAGCCUGCAUCCUGAGGUUGCUCCAUGGCCUGUCAGAAAGACUUAAAGAUGGUAUACAUUCCUCACCACCUCCAAGUGGUCAAUUUUAUGAACUGCGGCUUCUCUUUCUGUUGACUGCUUUACGGCCUGAGCUUAGAAUAGAACUCUGCCAGGAGCGCGGCGUGUCCAUGCUGACUGCUGCUCUGGAACAGUGUUUAGAAAUGCGCUGGGGAGAGAUGCAUGAGGUGCUGACUGACCUCACAGCACCCCCUGUGUCUAAGGAUGUGACUCAGCGUGCCCUUGAGAUUCUCAAGACCCUGUUCAACAUUACCUACAGUGUGCACAGACAGGAAGUAGAUGAGGAGGCUGCAAAUUUGUAUCGUCACCUAGCUGCAGUCCUGCGUCACUGUCUACUCGUGCCCUGUGAGGGAGAGGAUAGAAAAGAGGAACUACAAGGGCACACAGUGAAUGUGCUCUCAGCGCUCCCACUGCAGUGCCUAGAUGUUCUGCUAUCCGUUCGCAUAUCUGAAGCUUCGAAGGAGUCCGGUGGAGUCAACAUGGACUGCGUACACACUCUGCUUCUCUUCAUGGAGAAGAGACUGGACAGAGGCCAAAAGCUGAAGGAAAAGUUGGCUCCAGUGUUAAACCUGUUGACCGAAAGCAGCAAAGCACACAGGGAAACUAGGCACUAUCUCAGACAGCAGAUCCUGCCUCCACUGAGAGACGUUGGGAUGAGGCCUGAACAGGGGAACACAUUGAGGAGCAAACUAGUGCGACUCAUGACCCAUGUUGACACUGAUAUCAAACACUGUGCAGCUGAGCUUCUCUUUGUGCUCUGUAAAGAAAAUGUGAGCAGGUUUGUGAAGUACACUGGUUACGGUAAUGCAGCGGGGCUGCUGGCGGCACAGGGUCUUUUGAACGGCCGUGGCCCCUCUCCUCAACCGCAGUACUCCAGUGACUCUGACUCAGACACGGAGGAGUACAGACAGGCCAAGGACAGGAUUAACCCUGUGACGGGACGGGUGGAAGAGGAACAGCCUGAUCCUAUGGAAGGAAUGACUGAAGAAGAGAAAGAGGCAGAGGCGCUCAGACUCAUAAACAUGUUCAACAAGCUCUCACGAGGCAAAAUCAUUCAGCCAAUGGGAGUGACAACGGAUGGCAAACUGGCUCCGCUUUGUGGCCAGACGAGGCACAGCGCUGUGGAGGAGGAGGAGGACGAAGAAGAAGAGGAAGAAGAAGAUAGUGAAACAGAGCAGUAAUGAUGUCAACAUGAUCACGAUGAUGAUUAAUGACAGACAGGUGCAAGAUAAUUUAUACUAAUGACUGAUAUAGCGCUGAGACGAUAUUAAUAUCUAGAAAUCCAAUAACUAACAAUGAUAAGGAAAUAAGUUAUUGGUUCAUUUAAUCGGUUGUUGCAAAUAUGGGAUGUAAAAGGAAAUGAUAUUGAGACACGAAACAGAAUAAUAAACCAAGCUCUCGUAUGAUGUGUGAAGAAAAGAAUAAGGUUUGCAAAUAAUAAUAAUAAUUUAGAAUGUACAAAAUAUAGCGGGAAAAUUUAAUUUCUUUGUGUGAGACACGAUGCCAGCUAGAAACCGUAAAAUUGGAAGCUACUAAGAAGCAAAGGAGGAAGAAAGAGACAAAGAGAGACAGCCGUCACGCCGAGGACAGACGAACACUCUUUGAGAAGAGAAUGCUGCUGGUGUUGCCAUGGUAUUGUUGCCAUGGUAACAACAGGAAACGCAGCUCCACGGAUUCUCUUUUCCUCGCGCUCAAGCAGGAGUGGAAUGUUUACCUUGAAGAGAACCUGCUAGCCUCCUGCACUGAGAACGCUCAGUCAGAGCGACGUCGUUCUUCAAAUCCUCAGAGAGAUGUUUUCAUUCGAAGAGUGAUUAGUACACUUUGAACCGAGUUUCAGUAUUUAGCACAGGUUAUUUGACUGUACUGCUUGAUUUCUAAUGUAUUUCCUUUCACGGUAUCAUUCCUAACCCGUACAACAUACCAGCAUGUAUGUCUAGAACAAAUAAAAUGAAGAAGAAAAAAAAAA